This is a messenger RNA of Durusdinium trenchii, 3002 nucleotides long. NCBI's taxonomy places the organism in Eukaryota, Dinophyceae, Suessiales, Symbiodiniaceae. The record is from the annotation of a GenBank genome assembly.
AUGAGCUUCUUCACACGAAAGAAGAAAGAGAAGCCUGCGGCUCCGGCGGCCACGACGAAGUACGAGGCUGUCAGCAAGGAGCCCGAACCGGUGAAGGAGGAAACCGACCCGGUGAAGGACGAGGCGAAAGAGGCGCUCUUGGCUGACGAGGCGCCCGAGUCGCCGCUCACGGAGCCCAUGGUGCCGGUGCAGACGCGGGAGCCGGACCCGCUGAAGCCCACCUUGUUAGGAGAUAAAGAACCGGAGGCCGUGGCGAAUGCCAAGGCUGCACCUCAAGGGCCGCAAAUACCUGAGUUGGCCAAUGUUGAAGACAAGGCGGUGGUGAGGAAGGAGCCUGAGAGUCCAGCCCGGGGGCCUUUCAUGACCGAAGAACACGAGCGAGGGAAGUCCAACCUCAUGGUAUCUACGGGAGUGGUGGGAGGCAUCAUGGUGUUGAUCCUCAUGCUUUUCCUCCUAGGUGGCAUUCUUCCAGACACCAUCCAACGGAACUUUGAUUCGUUUAUCGGCCGCACAGGCAGAUUUGGUGGACGCGUGAGCACUGCGCCCAUCAUGCACUACUACAUGUACCGAGUGCAGAAUGACGAGGACUACUCCCCGGAGAAUCAGAACAUGGCCAACAUUGCUGGAGCCUUGUGGUACCUCCACAACGAAAUCGUGUGGCACCAUUGGCUGAGGGCUGGCACGUUCGCCUCCACGCCCAAGACACGCAUCGAGCGCUUCCUGGUCUUCAGCCGUGCCUCCCAGGAGCUCUACGACAAAGGCAUGAACUUCGGCGUGGUAAACACCUAUGACCUUGGGAAAUGCUCCGGACCUUACAAAUGCGAAAACCUCCAAGAGUAUGGCCCCGUGGUGGGUUGCGAAUCUUGGGAUCCCAAGCAGGGCAACAACUUUCCGCAUGGCCAAUGGACGGGCAAGAACGUCUAUCCCAAUGCUGUUUGGUAUAGCUUGCCCGGCAAGUGUAGCAGCGUGAAGUUUUGGCAACAACAAGGAGAUUGUUCCAAUCACGAGCCGAGUGGUGCGUGCCCCUUGGGCGUGGUCCCCACAGGUGAGUGGACCUGUACCUACACCUACCAGAAGGUGGGUGAGAUCCGAAUCAGUGAAGUGGAGAAUAUCACCGACUUGGAAGCCUUCCUCGAAGGUGGAGGACGAGAGUACAACAAGGAGACGGACAAGGGCAUUCACUUGCACUUUUGGGAUGACAUCGAUGAUCCGGUGGCCUGCCAGAAGCGGGUGGACAAAGUGAACAAAAUGUUUCAGAAGAAGUAUCCCGAUCAGCCGGUCUUGGAGGACCCCUCCUGCGACUUCAACGUGGGGAAGUUCUAUCCCUACUUCCCGGAGGGCGUCUUCCAUGCAGCGCAGACGAACCACUCCACGAAUGGAACAACCAACAACACGAAUGCCAACGUGAGCAAUGCGGCAAGCUGCGAAGUGAAGGCCAUGCGGCGGGAGGAGUGCUUCUUUCGUCGCCUCCUGCAAGUGAAGACUCCAGAUGUGAAUGUCAUUGCCAUAGAGCUGGCGCAAUCUUACACCUCCCAAUCUCACGACGCCUUUGUCUUUGGGGCCGGCCCUGAUGGCACUUCGCUGGGUGAUUGCCCCUUUGCCCACAGUGUGCAGAUGGCACUAGGUCUGAAAGGCAUCAGCUACGAAGUGACCCCCUGUGUGCAGGAGACGAAGCCGCAGUGGCUGAUUGAGGAGUAUGGCGGAAAGAUGCCCUGUGUUUGCCACAAUGGCGAAGCCCACGUGGAGACCGCUGAGAUCCUGGCUUGGAUUGACCGGGAGUUCCCCACGGCCUCGUCGUUGCAGCCGCCGGUGGAACUGGCGGAGCAGGUGAAGGGCUUUGGAGUCUUCCCUGCCAUAGCUCAGUUCACCAAGAACACAGACAGCGCCAAGGACGAGGAGCUACGAGUCAAGCUGGAAACGUCCUUGCGCGCCCUUUCGAAGCGCUUAGAGUCAGCUGGGGCAUAUCUGCAGGGCGCCGAACCUGGACUGCUCGACUGCGACAUUCUACCGAAGCUCUAUGUGCUCUCACUGGCUACGGCACACUACAAGAACUUCAAGCUUGAAGAUCUGAAAGAUGGAGAGGCUCUUCGCGGCUACUGCAGCCGCGGCAUGGCCUUGGAGGCCUUUCAGCGAGGUGGAUUUGUGGAGGUUUGCCAGGCUGCCAUGCACCUCAUUGGGCCCACCACCAGAGACCCGUCUUGGGGUGAAGAGGGGCACCGCCGCAAGGCCAAGGGAGGACUGAUCCUUGGCCCUUUGGGUUUGGUGUUUGUGGCGGCUUUGUCCCAUCAUUGCAUGGGCCUUCUAUUGAAGCUCGCCACGAGGACCAGCACCAGGUCCUUUGGCUCAUUGGCUUGCAACAUCCUUGGGCGACGAGCAAAGAUUCUCGUCGACUUCUGUUUGGUGCUUACACAGUAUGGCUUCGCGAUUGCUGACAUCAUCUUCAUCGUGGAGAACGUGAGGGACGUGGUUUGUUGGGAGACCAAUCAGAGCGCUUGUCCUGGCAAAGCGGCGGUGUGCACCGGCACAUUGAUCUGUGUGUUGCCCUUCACGUGGCUUCGGUCUUUGCAGGUACUGACGGUCCCAGUCCUGAUGUCAAACGUGGUGUUGUUGUGUGGCAUCUCGUGGAUCUACUACUGCAGCUUCGUACAACUAGGCACUCACGGCAUAGCUCCGGGCAUUGUCUCCUUCAACUGGGCGGAGUUUCCGAUUUUCUUUGGCUGCGCUGUGUUUUCCUUCGAAGGGGUUGGCUUGAUCCUUCCGAUACAGUUUGCCAUGCAGCAGCCGGCCAAGUUCCCGAAGAUCUUGCAGCGGGCGAUGCAACAACGGCUUGUAUGCGGGAGCGGGAGAGGGGAAAGCGCACAUGGGCACUCAACCAAAGUCAUGAAGCUUGCUUCAAGGGUUUGCUGUGGUCUUUGGGGUGCCUUCUUUUGAACUGACAUUGCAACACUACUGUCGCUUCUUCGAUUGCGAAACAUUUUGACAGAAAAGUUGAUCGUUACAGG